Linepithema humile (Argentine ant) is the source of this 1403-nucleotide messenger RNA. NCBI's taxonomy places the organism in Eukaryota, Metazoa, Arthropoda, Insecta, Hymenoptera, Formicidae. The record is from RefSeq and is a predicted model, not a curated record.
GCGUCGCGUCGAUGAGCUUUCGAUGGGAGUGACUUGCCGGAUGUGUUCGUUGCUUAGCACGGUCCCUCGGACGAAAGUGGAUUGUAUAAAAAAAAGUGUAACUUUUUGCAGAAGCAAGUACUCCUUGCUUCUGUCUUUAUUUUUAGGUUCAUUUAUCGAAAGAAAUGCUUCUAAAGAUACGAAGAAAACAUGUUGGACUAGUGACUAAUGUUUUAGUAAAUAAAAGAAAUUUAGAAGUAAAAGACCUGGUUUACUAGAGAGAACUUCAAGAGUAAAAGUUUAUAAUUAAUGCCACUGAAAACAUUUUGUAUAUUCUGUUUCUACAUUUUGUUACGUGGGCCAUUCAUAUUUAUCACAACAAUGAAGAUAAAUGUGGAAAAGAAAUGGGUUACUAUAGGAGAGACAACGAUGAAAAUAUACAAAUGGGUACCAAUCUCGACACUUGAUCAGGUAUUUUAUAAGAAAAAAGGAAAAACAGUCUCUGAUAAGGAAAAUGGUUUACCAAGGAAAACAGGGAUAGAUUCAUCAAAUUCCAAUUUUGGACUAACAGAAGAUUCCAAUACAUGCUCUUCUGAAACGCUAGGUUUCUCCACCGUCAGCGAUUCCCAAGGGCUCACAGAUUUUUCUGCACAUCUGGGUUUUUCGGAAGAUUCAAAUUCCCAAAAUAGCGAACCUACACCUAAGAGAUUAAAGACUGACUAAUAGUCGACCCAUAAUCAACAUCACUGCUAUCAUCGUAUAGGGAUCGACAUAUUUAGGAAUCGCUAUCUUUUGUGAGUUUGCACUCAAUAAUUUUAUGUUAAAUCAUACCUCUCCAAUGGAUGAACCACAAGAAAAGUUUUCUCUCUUUUCUUAUUCAUCCAAAUUUAGUGAGAUCUUCUAGAUAAUAUAUAUAUAUAUACAUAUACAUAUAUAACUAUGAAUAUAACAUCAGUCCUAUGGAACGUUUUCGAUUAUGUAUAACGGAGUUUAUUUUUUUACAUAUGAAUUUAUUACAAAUUUCCCCCAUUGAAUUUAGGAACUAGAGACAACGAUCUGCUAAUUGGAUACAAAAAAAAUGUGACGAAUGCCCGAUCCAUUAGUUAAAUCCUGAUUUUUAUUUUGAAAUAAAUAUAAGGAUGCGAGAUUGUAAAAUAAUUCUGAAAAUUGAAAAAAUUCAGUAGCAAAAAUUAAGAGGCGGAUUGUACAUUCGGUUAUGUACUGUCACUAUAGUAUUUUAUUUGAAAAUUCUAUUUUUCUCGCUAUAAUGAUAUAUCGUUGUAUCAUGAGGUAUCGAAAUACUCGAAUGCUAUUAUGAUCAUUUUGCUAUAAGUCAACUUACUAGAAAAACACGUUCAUAUAUUUACAUAUUUGUAAACAUGUUCACGCGUUUUAGACAUUAAAAAUCAUUGUACAUAUCUCAA